AUGGAGGACAUCACGAAGGGGCGGGCGAUGGACCGAGUGCGGCCAAUAACCAAGCCACCACUGGGCGGUGGACUCGGGAACGAGGUGUAUGUGGUUGACGAGCGGCUGCAGAAACGCAAAGACUGCUGCGCGGAGCGGAUGACGGACGUCGACAUCUAUCUCGGCUCGACGGCGGAGACGUACACGGGCAACGCGCUGGUGAAGUCGGACGUGAGCGUGUCAUCGAACGUGAUGUUGGAGGUGGAGAUCAACGCGUUGGGGCGCUACAUCUACCUCAACCGGCCGUCUGCGGCGGGGCUGACGGUGUGCAAGUUCUACGUCUUCGCUUCGCCCGCGCCGCCGCCGUCACCAUCACCGCCUCCACCGCCGCCGCCCUCAGCAUCGCCGCCGCCGCCGCCGCCCUCACCGCCGCCACCGCCCGCGCCUCCGUCGCCGCCACCAGCAGCGCAGCUGCUCGACCUUCGCACGGCCACCACGUACCAGGACUCGAGCUUGUUCGACAAGCAGGCGCCCGUGAGCGAUCUUUCAUACGCCGACAGCACGACGGGACGGCCGUGGGCCGAGUGCGGCCAAUACACAAGCCACACGUGGGGCGUCGACCUCGGGAGCGAGGUGUAUGUGCGCUACGUGCGGCUGCAGAACCGCAACGACUGCUGCGCGGAGCGGCUGACCGGCAUUGACAUCUAUCUCGGCUCGACGGCGGAGACGUACACGGGCAACGCGCUGGUGAAGUCGGACGUGAGCGUGUCGUCGAACGUGAUGUUGGAGGUGGAGAUCAACGCGUUGGGGCGCUACAUCUACCUCAACCGGCCGUCUGCGGCGGGGCUGACGGUGUGCAAGUUCUACGUUUACGGAUACGUGUGA
Emiliania huxleyi CCMP1516 is the source of this 864-nucleotide messenger RNA. RefSeq lists its product as hypothetical. The coding region runs from base 1 to 864 and encodes 287 amino acids. The record is from RefSeq and is a predicted model, not a curated record. The transcript has a single exon. Lineage: Eukaryota; Haptophyta; Isochrysidales; Noelaerhabdaceae.